GAUCCGGAAGUGCGCGCCGAGCGGGAGCGAGUGCGGGAAGAACAACGACAGGAAACGGAAGAACGACGCGCCAAGAAACGGCAAGCGGAACAGGCUUUGGCCAACAAACACCGGAAACUCGACAAGGAAGAAGCUCGCAAGGCACAAGCGCGCUUGGAAUAUCUGUUGCAGCAGAGUUCCAUUUUUGCGAAACUGCAGGGCCAAAGACCAGGAGACCGCGGCCGCCGCGGCAAAGCACACCAUCGACACGGGGCCGAGUCCAACGACGACUCGAAUGAAGAGGAAGAAGCCGACGAAACAGAAGUCGGACACGUCUUUUUGACCAAGCAACCCACUUCGAUCAAGUUUGGUACCCUGAAGCCCUACCAGCUCGAAGCUUUGAACUGGAUGAUUCAUCUUUCCGAAAAAGGGCUGAACGGGAUUCUCGCUGACGAAAUGGGUUUGGGGAAGACCUUGCAAUCCAUUUCCGUCCUUGCGUAUCACUGGGAAUUUCUACGCAUACAGGGACCACAUCUGAUCUGUGUCCCCAAAUCUACGCUUUCCAAUUGGAUGAACGAACUUAAACGUUGGUGCCCGUCGCUUCGGGCCAUCAAGUUCCACGGCUCGCGGGAAGAAAGGGAAUAUAUGAUUGACAACAUGUUUCACAACGAAGCAGCCACGCACGAUGGUCGUCGACCGGAUCGACAAAUUAUGGACGGAUCGGGCGAAUUGAUCGACGACAAUACCGACACACCGCGUCCCUGGGAUGUCUGCGUAACUACCUACGAAGUCGCCAACGCGGAACGCAAAACUUUGCAGAAGUUCACGUGGAAAUACCUCGUAAUCGACGAAGCCCACCGACUCAAGAACGAUGCUUCCAUGUUCAGCAAGACGGUUCGGUCGUUCCGGACGUCGAAUCGCUUGCUCUUGACGGGCACUCCGUUACAGAACAACCUCCACGAGCUUUGGGCUUUGCUCAAUUUCUUGUUGCCCGAUAUCUUUUCGUCGGCGGACCAAUUUGACGAAUGGUUUGAUCUGGAAAUUGACGAUGAAGAAGCCAAAAAGAACAUGAUUUCGCAGUUGCACAAGAUUUUACGUCCGUUCAUGUUGCGUCGUCUGAAAGCUGAUGUGGCCAAAGGGUUGCCACCGAAAACGGAAACCAUUCUCAUGGUUGGAAUGUCCAAAAUCCAGAAACAGCUCUACAAAAAGCUCCUCUUGCGUGAUUUGGAUAGUAUCACGGGCAAAGUCUCGGGCAAGAACAGAACCGCCGUUCUCAACAUUGUCAUGCAGUUGCGGAAGUGCUGCGGUCACCCGUAUUUGUUCGAAGGAGUCGAAGACCGGACUUUGGAUCCACUUGGAGAGCAUUUGGUCGAGAAUUGUGGAAAGUUGAGCAUGGUCGACAAGCUACUCAAGCGAUUGAAGAGCCGUGGGAGCCGUGUUUUGAUCUUUACUCAAAUGACGCGCGUGCUCGAUAUUCUUGAGGAUUUUAUGGUUAUGCGUGGAUACCAAUAUUGUCGCAUUGACGGCAACACCAAUUACGAUGACCGCGAGAGCUCCAUUGACGAAUUUAAUCGGGAAGGCACCGAUAAGUUUUGUUUCUUGUUGUCGACCCGUGCGGGAGGUCUCGGAAUUAACCUGCAGACAGCCGACACGUGCAUCUUGUAUGAUUCGGACUGGAACCCACAACAAGACUUGCAAGCCCAGGAUCGCUGUCAUCGCCUUGGACAAAAGAAACCAGUCAAUGUGUUUCGUUUGGUCUCUGAGAAUACUGUUGAAGAAAAGAUUGUGGAACGCGCUCAGCAAAAGCUCAAGCUGGACGCAAUGGUUGUGCAGCAAGGGCGACUGAAAGAUCAAGACAAGGUGACCAAGGACGAAAUCAUGGCCGCCGUUCGAUUUGGUGCGGAUACGGUCUUUCGAUCCGAAGAGUCUACAAUCACCGAUGACGAUAUUGACGUGAUUUUGGAGCGUGGAGCGGCCAAGACCAAGGAGCUUGCCGAAAAGAUCCAGACACGGGACAAAGGCGAUCUUCUGGACUUUCGCCUGGACGGGGGAAUAUCAGCGCAGACGUUCGAGGGCGUGGAUUACAGUGACAAAGAUCUACGCGAUCAUCUCCGCAUGCUAGCUGCAGAUUCAAUGGGAAAGCGAGAACGCCGACCGCCUCCCACGAGCUAUAAUCCUAUCAUCAUAUCGAAGAAGUCAAUGGUGGUAAAUAAUCGCCGGAUCAAACUACCUAAAUGUCUACGUAUUCCACAAAUGGAAGACCAUCAUUUUUACAAUCGCGAACGCCUCUUGGACUUGGGAAGGCUUGAGUUCGAGACUUACGCUGCGCUUAGAGAGGCUGGUGAGCUUCCACCGAAAGAGUUUAUGGAACGGAAGAGGACGUUGUUACCCGACGAGCUGGGACAAGAAAAGCUAGAGCUCUUGGCUGAAGGAUUUGGGGACUGGAGUAGAAGUCAAUAUUACGCCUUUGUCAAGGCAGCUGCGAAGUAUGGGCGUGAUGACAUCAGUGGCAUCGCCAACGAGUUGGACAUGCCAGAAGUCGAAAUCGCUGCUUACAGUAAAUCAUUUUGGGCCUAUGGACCGACUGAACUCGAAAGCGAGUGGGAACGCCUCGUUGGUAAUAUCGACCGAGGGGAAAAGAAGCUGGCGAAGCAAAAGAAACUCAAGUCUCUCCUCGCAAAGUUCGUUAACACUUUUGAAAACCCUAGAGAUGAUAUGGUCUUUGCUAAUAAAGGAACCACUCCCUUUGCUCUAGAGCAGGAUCGAGCACUGCUAUCUGCCGUCGACAAACACGGAUACGGUAAUUGGGAUUCCGUCCGCGAGGAGAUUCGCACUGAUGGACGUCUCAAAUUUCAGCAUUCAACCCAAGGUAUGACAGUACAGGCAAUUGGGAAGCGCUGCGAUUACCGAAUGAGGCAAAUGGAAAAGGAA
Messenger RNA from Phaeodactylum tricornutum CCAP 1055/1, 2910 nucleotides. RefSeq lists its product with no specific name. The annotation marks the transcript as partial. NCBI's taxonomy places the organism in Eukaryota, Bacillariophyta, Bacillariophyceae, Surirellales, Neidiaceae. Gene Ontology annotation, biological process: regulation of transcription by RNA polymerase II; nucleosome organization. Gene Ontology annotation, molecular function: ATP-dependent chromatin remodeler activity; histone binding; chromatin binding. Gene Ontology annotation, cellular component: chromatin; nucleus. The transcript has 5 exons. The record is from RefSeq and is a predicted model, not a curated record.